Caenorhabditis briggsae is the source of this 324-nucleotide messenger RNA. Lineage: Eukaryota; Metazoa; Nematoda; Chromadorea; Rhabditida; Rhabditidae. Bases 1 to 324 code for a protein of 107 amino acids. The record is from RefSeq and is a predicted model, not a curated record. The transcript has a single exon.
AUGGAAUAUUGGAAAACGAGACAGUUGCUGGAAUGGAUAUUCUUCGGAGAAGCUGGAACACAUAUUCCAUUUUCUUCUCUUUUUCUGAAACCCCAAAAAAUAUUUACGCAUCGUCUUCUUUUUCUUCUGGAAGCGAAAAUAAGAUUCGAGGAUGGGUUGGUGGAUCAUGAGAAUGAACUCGAAAUAAUGAAAGAAAUGGAGAAAAUGGUGGAGAACCAAAAAAUAGGAAUUGUUGAGAGAAUUGGAAUUAGUGAGAAGACGAAAAAGAGUAAGAAGGAUUCAAAAAGCAUUAGUGAGUUUGAGCUUAUGACUAAUAAUAAAUAA